Messenger RNA from Panicum hallii, 2710 nucleotides. RefSeq names its product rhamnogalacturonate lyase B-like. Gene Ontology annotation, biological process: carbohydrate metabolic process. Bases 110 to 2224 code for a protein of 704 amino acids. Gene Ontology annotation, molecular function: carbohydrate binding; catalytic activity. The record is from RefSeq and is a predicted model, not a curated record. The transcript has 11 exons. NCBI's taxonomy places the organism in Eukaryota, Viridiplantae, Streptophyta, Magnoliopsida, Poales, Poaceae.
UCCUAUUUUAUUUAAUUUAGCUCAGCAGCUAUCUGCUGAACGAUGGUCACAUGACAUGGACGAUCGAGGCUCAUCGUCGUUCUGCUCCGGCCGGACAAGGUAGCACAACAUGGCAGCUGCCGCUGCCGCUAUAGUCUUGUCGUUCGUCGUCACCCUGCUCGUCGCCACAGCCACAGGGUCCCUGCCACGGCGGCCUGCCUCGCGGGAAGCGGCUGCCGGCGACCGUGGUGUCACGUUACGCGUCGGCCCGCGCCAGGUGGUCGUGGACAACGGCGUGGUGCAGGUGGCGCUGUCGGCGCCAGAGGGCCGGAUCACUGGCGUCCGCUACAUCGGCGACCCCAACAACCUGCUGGAGAACGACGCCGGCCAGGGAGACUACGGAGGGUACUGGGAUUCGGUUUGGAACUAUCCCGGCUCUGAUCUUCCGGGACAAUACAAUAAGUUGGAUAGUACAGAGUUCAACGUAGUAUCCUCAAGUGAAGAUCAAGCGGAGCUUUCUUUCAGGAGUACAUAUAACCCAUCGCUUCAAAACAGCUUCCGGUUAAACAUCGAUAAGAGGCUUGUGAUGCUCAGAGGUAGCUCUGGGUUCUACUGCUAUGCCAUCUUUGAGCAUGCCAGGGACUACCCUGCUCUGAACAUCACCGAGGCUCGGCUCGUCUUGAAGCUCAACACGGGAAAGUUCAAUUACAUGGCAAUUACAGACGACAUACAGAGGUACAUGCCAAGUGCAAUCGACAGAGAUGAACCUCGUGCUGUCCCACUGGCUUACAAGGAGGCUGUUCUCCUGGUUGACCCCAAGGAACCCCAGUUCCGAGGAGAGGUGGAUGACAAAUACCAGUACUCGCUGGAUAACAAGGACAACGUUGUUCAUGGAUGGAUCAGCGACAGUGAUCCGAACCCCAUGGGUUUCUGGGUCAUCACACCCAGCAACGAGUUCAAGAGCGGCGGGCCUUUCAAGCGGGAGCUCACCUCCCAUGUCGGCCCCACAUCCCUCACUAUGUUUUUUGGGACACAUUACGUUGGUAAGUACAUGGUGGCCAAGAUCGACGAUGGCGAGAGCUGGAAGAAAGUCUUAGGCCCGGUGUUCAUCUACCUUAACUCAAGCCCCAAGAGCGGUAACAACCUCCAGGCUCUCUGGCAGGACGCCAAAGCGCAGGCACAAGCUGAGGCGAGGAACUGGCCCUACAGCUUCCUUGCAUCGCCGGACUUCCCCAAGGCAGCCGAGAGGGGAUCCAUUGCAGGGAGGCUCCUUGUCAGAGACAGGUACAUGAGCAAGAAAGACAUGCCUGCUGCGAUGGCCUACAUUGGGCUCGCCGCGCCCGGGCAGCCUGGCUCCUGGGCCACAGAGAGCAAGGGGUACCAGUUCUGGACAAGGGCCGCAUCGGACGGCGCUUUCAGCAUCGACAAUGUCCGGGAAGGAGUGUACAAUCUUUACGCAUUUGUUCCCGGGAUUCUUGGAGACUACUGCUACAGUUCACGUCUAACCGUAGCUUCAGGUCGUGUCAUGAGCGUCGGUGACCUUGUGUUCGAGCCCCCGAGGACAGGCCCGACGCUGUGGGAGAUUGGUGUCCCGGACCGGACGGCAGCGGAGUUCUACGUCCCUGACCCUGACCCCAAGUACAUCAACAGGCUCUUCGUCAACAAGGACAGGUACAGGCAGUACGGCUUGUGGGAGCGAUACGCCGCCUUGUACCCGGAGAAGGACCUCGUCUUCACGGUUAGUAGAAGCAACGAAUCCAAGGACUGGUUCUUUGCGCAAGUCACAAGGAAGGUAGACCAGGACAUGGUGCCGACGACAUGGCGGAUACGGUUCAACCUGGAUCGCGUCGUGGCAGACGGCACCUACACGCUGCGGAUCGCCCUUGCAGCUUCUGAAACGUGCAGAUUGCAGGUGCAAGUGAACGGGGGUGGCGGGGUGUUCACGACGCCGGUGAUGGGGGACGACAACGCGAUCGCGCGCCACGGGAUCCACGGCCUGCAGUGGAGCCUCGAGUUCGCGAUUGGAGGGCACCUGCUGGUCCAAGGCGACAACGCCAUCGACAUCAAAGUCGCGCAGGCCGGAGCGGGAGGUCCGGCGGCGGCCAGGAUCUCCGGGGUCAUGUACGACUACAUCCGCCUGGAAGGGCCUUCCUCCGGAGGCGCUCUAAAGUUGGCGCCCAUUGGCCGGGUUUGGAUGGAGAUUUUGUUUCUAUGCUCGGUGGCCUUCCUCGUCAUGUCCCAGUAGAGUGCGUGUGUUACGUUCCUUCCGGGUAGGAUUCACCAGAGAGCAGAGAGGUAAAUCAGAGAGGGAAUCGAGGAGGAACAGAGCAGUAGGGGAAGAACAGGGUAGAGGAGGGGAAAAACUCAGGGAAUGAGUUCAGGGUUCUGUUAUUGCGUACCGGCUUAUCGAAAUGGGAUUUAUAGUUCAUCCUCUUACAUGGCAUCAGGCUCAACAUCCUUCAGUCCGCCCGUGGACUUGCAACUCAACCGAACUCGGCCAACAAUAAGAAUCAGCCACUUCUGCUCACUUGGUUCCCUUGGGACAUAGCAGCGUGACCUGGCAAUGACAUGCAGUGGACCCAACAUAGCGUUGGGGCUGUCUAUUGGGCAUUCGUGCAUUUCAGCUCAGCCCAGCACCCGAAUUUGGAUAGUUGACGUACUAUUGGAUCCAACGAUCUGGGAAGUGCAGUGGUGUGAACACAAAUGUGCAGCGACUGUUCUGCCUUUGAAU